Exserohilum turcica Et28A is the source of this 1922-nucleotide messenger RNA. RefSeq lists its product as uncharacterized. Gene Ontology annotation, cellular component: nucleus; cytoplasm. The transcript has 2 exons. Lineage: Eukaryota; Fungi; Ascomycota; Dothideomycetes; Pleosporales; Pleosporaceae. Gene Ontology annotation, biological process: regulation of mRNA stability. The record is from RefSeq and is a predicted model, not a curated record. Bases 200 to 1792 code for a protein of 530 amino acids. Gene Ontology annotation, molecular function: poly(A) binding.
CCGACUCUGCUGCGCGCAAUUCCAUUUUCACGACUGACGACCUCUUUGUUACGAACGUCUUUGCAAACACACACGCCCGCGCCCGGCACGUCGAGGCAGUCGCGUCGUUUUCAGCGUCGCACCCUUUUAUUUCCCACCGUCGGCCCGCGCAACGUCGCAUCCACGCGACGCCCAUUUUUUAUCAACCGCGUCCCCCAGCAUGGCUGCCGAUUUCGCGAGCGAGUCGCCGCUGGCGAUGCAACUGCAGCAGGUGGUGCAGCCCAAGCUCGCCGAGUUUGGAUGGACAACGGGCGGCGACGACACGACGCUGUUCGAGUACAUCCUGCUGAUGCUGGCCAACGACAAGAACGAAGCGCAGGUCGCCGCCGAACUCUCAAACGACCUGCUCGACCUGGGCCCGGAGAACACCGAGACACAGCAGUUUGCGCAGUGGUUAUUCGAGCAGAUCGAGCUCCUCAAGCAGCAGGCCAGCGGCGGCGAUGCACAGGUUGCACAGUCGGUAGAGGGCCACAUGGACAGCACAUCGCACGACCACGCCGCGGGGGCCCACGACACAGACAUGGAGGGCGUCUCCGAGUCGCAGGGCAGCAUUCCCACGGGCCCCAAGGCAAUGCGCAACGGCAGCGGUGGCCAGGCAGGACGCUCUGCACGCGGUGGCGGCCGCAUGCUUAACCAGCUCAACAAGAACAUGGACCGCAACAACGACUCGGUCCUGCAUCGCGUACGCGGCGCUGGUGGAGGUGUGGGCCGAGUGAAUGCCCACGCCCGCGAUCCGCCAAAGGGCCCUAGAGGCCAGAACCUCGGUCGCGGAGUCGAGGCAAUGGCAAGCGGCCGUGGCAUGGGCAAUGCCAAUGUGAACAUGGGCCAGAACAACAUGAACGGCAUGGGCAUGGGCGGGAUGCCUGGCAUGCCCAUGGCUCCAAUGGGCGGUCAGAACAACAUGAACGGCAUCGGACUGAACCCACAGCAGCAGAUGGCCCUGAUGCAAAUGUACGAGCAGCAGGCACAGAUGAUGCAGCAAAUCUUUGCGGGCGGCGCCCCGACAGCGUUUGUCAACCCCAACUUCAACCAGAAUAACCGCAAUGGAUCCAAGAAGCCAUUACAUCAGCGCAUGGACCGGUCCCGCAUGAAUCCGAACGCCAAGCCAUUCAAAAAGGAUGGCGAAGACGAGACCAUGGCCGACGGCCCGUCCGCAGACGGCGGCAACGGCAUGGACGUUGAGCUGCCCUCAGGCCGCCCCGAGCCCUCAUCGACCAUGUGCAAAUUCAACCUGCGAUGCACGAACCCCGACUGCCCCUUUGUGCACCAGUCGCCUGCUGCGAUGCCCGGCAUUACCGUCGACAUGAAUGACACGUGCGACUACGGCGCAGCCUGCAAGAACAAAAAGUGCGUUGGCAAGCACCCGUCGCCCGCCCAAAGACAAAAGUACCAGUCGGAGCAGGAGUGCGCUUUCUGGCCCAACUGCCGCGACCCCUCGUCAUGCCCGUACAAGCACCCGUCGGCAAAACCAUGCCACAACGGUGCCGACUGCACGGUCGAGGGCUGCAAAUACGGGCACAGCACCAUCAUGUGCAAGUUCAACCCGUGCCUGAACCCCCGUUGCCUGUACAAGCACGAGCCUGGCCAGAAGAAGAACAACACGAAUGUCUGGGUGGCGCCCAAGGAAGGCGAGCACGUGAGCGAGAGGAAGUUUGUGGACGAGGAGCAAAAAGAGGAGCUGAUAAUUCCUGGCAAGGAACAGGAAAUGAACCAGGGACAGGCACACGCUGGGAGCGUCGAUGUGCAGUCAUAGAAUGGCAUGAAUGGGAUAAGAGGAGACUAGCGGUGGACAUGAUACCAUUGGAACGCGGACGCAGGGGGGAGGGGAACAGAGGAGAGCACUGUACAAUAAGUCUGGAUAUGGCUCAACGAGGCGUUUUGGC